CCACUUUUUAUCCUCCUAGAAGUGCUUGCACUUCGGGCUGGUACAUCCAUCUCUUGAUUAUUCGCCGUUGACUUCCUUAUCUUCGUUUAAUCAUUCGACUUUUUUCAAUUCGAACAUUACCCGUAUUUCUGCUUCGGUUAAUUGUCUACCUUCCCAUACUAAUGCAUUACAGUAAUUAGCCUUGGACUUGAAAUGUUGAUUUCGUGCUCUUGUGGCUGUGUGUGGCGAAUGUUGACCCAAUCAUGGAUCGGAACCUCCAACAAUCGCUAACGGCCUGGGCAUUGAUAAGAUGUUGCGAUGCUUUCGCAGAGUUCAAGGGUCUCUACAGCGAGGAUCAGUACUUUCACAUCGCUCUUUCUCAGUUACUGCCAACCGUGCAGGGCGCUUCGGACACUCUAAUCUCUGAAUCCUCGAGGACGAGAUCAUCUCGUCGUAUUCUCAGUUUAUACUUGAUCUAUGCUCUAUACGCGCCACACCCCAUAUCCUUGAACCCUUUCCAUACCAUUUUGUCGUCGACUGCUCGGGCAUUAUCCUCCUCGCAUCCAUCUCAAGCCGACGGCAUUCUAGGGGAUAUGAUGCUUCUUCGGUAUUUGGAAGUCAUUUUAGCGGACCAAGGAAGCACCCUUGAUGGCUUGAUUCCUGUUCUCUUGCUGCUUCAUCUUCCAAACAAAGGGACACCCCCACAUCACCGCCAAAAGUGCUGGAUGAUGAAAGGAUGUCUCGCUUGUUCGAAGAAUGCCAGACUCGUGUUCUUUCCCUUUCCGAACAAAGACUUAGUACUUUAUUGCUGCCCUGAAUUCUCUAUCCUCCGACACAAUACGGGGCGAAAUUGGCCCCGCAUCGAUUCCAAAGCUAUCAAGUCUAAACCAGCGACUUUGCGUUCAAGUCAUCAGACGAAUUUUUGAUGCCACUGACCAUUCUGCUAACGAAGCGAACUUCAUCACGGAACUCGAACCAUAUUUCGUUGCCCUAUCUUCCCUUCCUCCGACCCUUGGA
This is a messenger RNA of Cantharellus anzutake, 996 nucleotides long. RefSeq lists its product as uncharacterized. The record is from RefSeq and is a predicted model, not a curated record. NCBI's taxonomy places the organism in Eukaryota, Fungi, Basidiomycota, Agaricomycetes, Cantharellales, Hydnaceae. The transcript is spliced from 5 exons. The coding region runs from base 243 to 905 and encodes 220 amino acids.